Messenger RNA from Tarenaya hassleriana, 1382 nucleotides. RefSeq lists its product as uncharacterized. NCBI's taxonomy places the organism in Eukaryota, Viridiplantae, Streptophyta, Magnoliopsida, Brassicales, Cleomaceae. The transcript has 11 exons. The record is from RefSeq and is a predicted model, not a curated record. Bases 159 to 1382 code for a protein of 407 amino acids.
CACAUCUCUCUCUCUCUCUGCUCAAGUUAUCUUGAAAUCCAAAAUAUAACUUGAGGGUGAAAACAAAGAAAACCCCAUCUAAAUUCAAAGGGUUUUAGAUUGGAUUUGUCUUUUUAUCCAUAGCCAAAUAACCACAUACACACACACACAUAUAUGUGAUGGCGAUGAUGAUGAUGAUGAUGAUGAUGUGUUCAUAUUCAUCAUCAUGGAGAGUGGUGAUAUGGGCUAUGAUGCUGUGGGGUGGGAGCAUGGUGACAAGGGAAGCAAGUGGAGCUUCGAGCAAUGUAAAGGUUGGAAGCAUAUCAAAGGUGGAAGAGGCGGAUAAUUUCCACAUAUAUUACGGUCAAACCUUCAAAGUCAUCAAGAACGCCAUUGAUGGCAAAAGCUACCUUCUCAUCCAGAACACUUCAAGAAUGGCGGUCCGGACAAAGUAUUGCACUGCGAGGAUCAAAUCUUUUGUCAUUCCAUUGAUCGAUUACUCUGUCGACACUCUGUCUUCUCAAGGAGCCUUCCCUGUGUCCUUUUUUGAGCUGCUGGGAAUACUGGGGAGCAUGAGAGGGAUAACAUCGAAGGAAGUGGCCUCUGAAUGCGUGGUGAGGAUGUGGGAGGAAGGACACGUGUCGGUCGUGGAGCGGGAUCAGAUCUCUCAGUUCGCAGCCCACUUCGUAAGCGACACUGAGCAGCCUCAGUCCUGCAACUUCGCUAACUUCGUUCCUCUCAGCGAGGCUUCCCCCCUUCAGCGGGCGGAGUGGAUCAAGUUUCUUGGAGCUUUUUCCAAUCUCGAAACCCGGGCUAACCAAGUCUACGACGCGGUUAAGGCAAGCUACACUUGCUUGUCUCAAAUGGCAUCGAACAAGACGAAAACUUUCAAACCCAUCGUUGCGUGGAUGCAAUACGAUGACAACGGAGUCUGGUCUUUUACGAAGGAACCGUAUAAGUUGAAGUACGUGGAAGACGCGGGUGGAGAAAACAUCGAUAACUCGAUCAAUAAAAUGUCUUACAAUGUCUCGGACAGUGAUGAUUUGGAGUCGUUACACGCGAUCUUAUGCACUGUGGAUGUAGUGAUUGAUGAAACGAUAACGUCUGAUCCUCAGAAUUACACAGAGACGGCGUUUCUUCGGAACAUUAACAUCGAGGACUGUUCUUGUUUCUCGUUUCUUUCAAAUCAAAGCAUCUGGAGAUACGAUAAACGUGUCGGAAAUGGAACCGUUCUUGAUUGGUACGAUGGGGCGAUCUCACAGCCAAAUCGGGUACUGGGCGACAUCGUGGAAGCUCUUUUUCCAACAGGAAACUACACAACCUCCUACUUUAGAAACAUUGCCAAGGGAGAAGGAGUCGUAAGAAAUGGUUCAUCGAUCAUGGAAUAUUUCCUUGGAAAGUAA